Molecule: messenger RNA, 1719 nt
Organism: Penicillium pulvis
Lineage: Eukaryota; Fungi; Ascomycota; Eurotiomycetes; Eurotiales; Aspergillaceae
Gene: cps1
Product: Gly-Xaa carboxypeptidase
Exons: 3
Coding region: 1-1719 (572 amino acids)
Cellular component (GO): fungal-type vacuole lumen
Molecular function (GO): metallocarboxypeptidase activity
Source: RefSeq, a predicted model, not a curated record
AUGAAGGCGAUCACACUGCUCAGCUUGGCAUCUCUGCCAUCCACUCUGGCCUUGAACAUCCCAGCCCAGCAGAUCCUCGAGACCCACAAUGCAGCUAACCCCUCUACCCGAGAGACCUGUCCCCAGGCGGAGAAGGUUGCAAGCCCAAAUGACGGCCUGCACUCUGCAAUGAUCUUCCUCGAAGAUGAUGCUUUCCGUGCCCGUCAGGCGAUUAGGCUCUCGCGGGCCGUGCAGGUCCCCACAACGGUCGGAGACUAUGACACAGACCCGUACAGCGAGGCUUUUGAGCCGGUAGUGGAGUUUCAGAAGUUGUUACAGGAGAUGUUUCCCCUAGUCCACGCCCAUGCCGAGGUCGACCACAUCAACCGCCUCGGGUUAGUCUUCACCUUCCAAGGCAAAGAUACAACCCGCAAACCAAUCCUCUUCAUGGCCCACCAAGAUGUAGUCCCAAUCGACGACCCAUCCGACUGGACCCACCCACCCUUCUCAGGCUACUUCGACGGCGAAUGGAUCUGGGGCCGCGGCUCAAGCGACUGCAAGAACGUCCUUAUCGGACUUAUGUCCACACUAGAAGACCUGCUCGCACAGGACUGGCGUCCAACCCGCACAAUCCUCUUCGCGUUCGGGUACGACGAAGAGUCCCACGGCUGGCUAGGCGCGGGCUCAAUCGCGCCAGUCCUAGAAGAGAAAUACGGCAAAGACAGCUUCGAGUUCAUCCUCGAUGAAGGUGGUAUGGGACUCCAAAGUCUCGGUUCCACCGCCGAUGACGGCGAAGUCCUCUACGCUCUACCCGGCGUCGGCGAAAAGGGUAGCCUAGACUUGGUAAUGGAACUCGCCGUUCCAGGCGGGCACAGCUCCGUUCCACCCGCACAUACUGGUAUCGGUAUCAUGGCCGAGAUUAUUUACGAGUUCGAGCGUCAGGAUCUGUUCACAGCUUGGCUGGACGAGUCCCACCCCUCAUUCGGAAUGCUAGCUUGUCAAGCCCGUUACUCACCUUCGCACGUCGAGUCUUGGCUUUCGACUAAACUGGCCGCAGGCGACGCCGCCGCUCUAGCCGAAUCUGUCGCACAGUCCCGUGGCCCUGCAGUCCGCUAUACGCUCCAGACAUCUCAGGCAGCCGAUCUCAUUCACGGCGGCGUGAAGACUAACGCUCUACCAGAGAAGAUCUCGGCCGUAGUCAACUACCGUGUCGCACUACACCAAACUCCCGAUCUGGUCCUCGAGCGCGCCGUCCGCCUUAUUACUCCCAUCGCGGCCAAGCACAAUGUCUCGCUGACAAUCGAUUUCCCCAACGCUGAGAUUGCCACCAUGCCCGAUGUCGUCGCUGGAGACCGUACCCUCUCCCUCUCGCCUCUGAGUGACCCUCUAGUGCCUGCGCCGAUCUCGCCUACUGACCCCCUAACCUCGAAGACUUGGGCGCGCUUCUCAGGCGUGGCACGCAGCGUUUUCGAGUCGCACCCGAAUCCUUUGCUCAAGUCUGAGGAGGCAUCUAACCCGACUGUUGUUGUUUCGGGCGAUAUCAUGACUGGAAAUACUGAUACUCGGUUCUAUUGGGAUCUAUCGGAGAAUAUCUAUCGUUGGAGUCCGUCGCGGGCUGGUGGAUCGGCUAACAUCCAUACUGUUGAUGAGCGCAUGCAUUUGGAUGCGCAUUUGGAGGGUAUUAUGCUUUACUAUGAUCUGAUUCGCUCCUUCGAUGGAUGGGAUCAAAAUUCGGAGUAA